AUGGGCGAUAUGCGAGGCAUGAAGCGCGCGCGCGGGGAUGAGGACACUUCACGUUCUCACUCGAGGGCUGCAGAGGCCCCAGGCACACGCUUAAAGAAGCCCAAGCGCUCCAACUCUGAGUAUCCGCCGUCGUUCUGGGAUAAUCUCUCCACGAUUCCAUUGACUCGUGGUGCUUUGCGAGAACUUGACCGAAGAAACAGGACAAACGCUGCCUCUUGGUCCCCACGUCCAGCACAACCACAGCAGGUACCACAAGCCUGUCGCGAUAUCAAAGAAUUUGCGAGACGAGGGGGUCCGAGCUUACUCGACAUCAGAGGUAAGCCAAACUCGGUCAACAAGAAGCCAAACUCGGUCAACAAGAAGCCGAAGCCGGUCAUCAAGAAGCCAGAGUCGGUCGACAAGAAGCCAAAGCCGGAAGAUCCACACCUCGUCGAUUAUGGGGUGUACAUGGCCAGCGAGGACCCUGAACCUGCCAAUUUAGAGGCAAUCCGCGACGAGCUGCGACGUGGAAGGUCAUCACUGUCACCCGGUCAGUUCACGAAUGAUGCUUUCAAAACCUUUAAGAACACGCAAAGGGCCGCGAAGGAUGAAGCGACUAUCAUGAACACCACCAUUGGAUUGAUUUGUGGAAAUGAUGUAAACGUGUCAAACGCUAGGGACAUCCUCUUCACUCACCUCGAGCCUCUCACGACGGGGGACAUUGUCAAACCAAAGCCCGACUUUUUCGAUGGCGCCCACCAACACGAGCUGAGCGAAGCGCUGCGCGCAGAUACGUCGCUAGCAAAAAAGAUCGUUCCUACCAAGCACGCACAUAUUCCUGUUGUGCCGAAUCUGUUUCUAGAAGUCAAAGGGCCUGGAGGUAGCUUCAUUGUGGCAGAACGACAGGCUUGCUACGACGGCGCACACGGAGCGCGUGCCAUGCACGCUCUGCAAAACCAUGGCUCGAAAGAUCAAACAUACGAUGGCAAUGCCUACGCGUUCAGCGCUACGUAUAUUGGUGGUACGCUCACUCUCUAUGCGCAUCAUGUCGCAGCGCCUGUUUCGGCGACAUCUGCUCAUCCGCAAUACUACAUGACGGAAAUAGAUGCAUAUGCCAUCUCAGGUAACAGGGGCAGAUUUGUCGAAGGCGCGGCUGCUUUUAGGAAUUUGCGGCUGCUGGCCAAAAGAUAUCGCGAGACCUUUAUACGCAAUGCGAAUGCGAAUGCGCAGAGUCUGGCAUCAGGGUCGCCGCAUGACAUCCUGACGUCCACCGAGAGCCAACAGGGGCUCAUUGAGUGA
Molecule: messenger RNA, 1278 nt
Organism: Emericellopsis cladophorae
Lineage: Eukaryota; Fungi; Ascomycota; Sordariomycetes; Hypocreales; Bionectriaceae
Exons: 3
Coding region: 1-1278 (425 amino acids)
Source: RefSeq, a predicted model, not a curated record